Colletotrichum truncatum is the source of this 969-nucleotide messenger RNA. Its product is annotated as metalloproteinase. Gene Ontology annotation, biological process: proteolysis. The record is from RefSeq and is a predicted model, not a curated record. Gene Ontology annotation, molecular function: metalloendopeptidase activity. NCBI's taxonomy places the organism in Eukaryota, Fungi, Ascomycota, Sordariomycetes, Glomerellales, Glomerellaceae.
AUGGAUCUCCUGUGGAGAAAGCACAAAUUUCCAAGUCGCAGAUGUCGACGAGCUCUAUCAACGGCGUCGGUAUGUCAUCAUGUUAUUAAACUAGCACGAUCAAAAAGUAGACCGACGAAUUCAACAGCCAACAGCAACAACAAAGUUGACUUUACCGGUAUCCGCGUCUAUGUAGAUGAUAGAAACCUCCCCGACUCUGCCUUCCGAACCAUUGCUCCUGGCGAGAUCGUUGAGGUUCAGUGGGACACCGCUCAAGUGCACGACCUUAGCAGCGGUGGCGACUUCGAGUUCUCUAGCGCUGGAUCGCUCCGAUACGCCGAGGAGGGCAGCAACGAAAUCACUGGUCAGGUCGUUUACGACUCUGGCGUGAUUCAUGCCAGCGUCGACGGAGCCCAGGCCGCUUCUGUUCACGCCGCCUUCCACCAGGCCAUUACGGAGAAGCGCGUGACUCUCAAGAGCGACUGCAACUCAUCCCAAAAGAAGAUCGUCACAAGCGCCCUCUCUAAAGGCAAGAGCUACGCUACGGCUGCGCAGUCGGCGGCCAAGGCUGGAACCCGCCUGGAGCAAUACUUCAGGUCGUCUUCGUCGAGCACCAAGAACACCGUUUCCAGUGUCUUUGGAAAGGUCGCAAACGUCCUCGGCAGCACGACGAGCGGCGCCAACUUGUACUGCAGUGAUGUAGGCAACUUCUGCAGCGGCGGUGUUGCCGCCUAUUGCCAGCCCGGCACCAAUGGAUACAUCGUCGUCUGCGACGGCUGGUUCACGUUCCCUAGCAGCAGCAGCGGCUGCCGUUCGACAGACCAGGCUCAGGUUCUGAUCCACGAAGCUACUCACUUGAGCGAGGUCGCUGGAACUGACGAUGUUUGCUACGGCUAUGAAGGCUGUGUGAACAAGAUCAGCACUGCGCAGUCGCUGAACAAUGCUGAUUCCUUCGCUAUUUAUGCCAACGGAAUCAAGUCCAACUGCUAA